AUGACCAGGCUGCUCUUGGGGGUGACCCUGGAAAGGAUUUGCAAGGCCGUGCUGCUGCUCUGCCUGCUCCACUUUGUCAUCAUCAUGAUCCUCUACUUCGACGUCUACGCGCAGCACCUGGACUUCUUCAGCCGCUUCAACAAAAGGAAUGCCUCGCGUGCGCACCCCUUCUCCAAUUCCUCCCGCCCCAACGGCACCGUCCCCAGCUACGGGCCAGCUGGCGCUGAGGCACCAUCCCCCAGUGCCAAGCCCAGUGUCAACCAGUCCACCACUGAGAAGCUCUGCCAGCCUGGCCAGGAGUGGUGGGUGACGGUGACCCUGACCAUGUCCCAUCCUGCGGGCAUCACCCUGCUCUCCCUCUUGCAGUCGAGCUCUCCCAUGAGCAUGGAGCGGGUGCAGCGGGAGAACCCUGACGUGCGCCAGGGUGGCAAGUACACCCCUCCGGACUGCCUGCCGCGGCAGAAGAUCCUGCGCCGGCAGAAGGUGGCUUACGGCAUCUACAUCAUUAACCAGUUUGGUGAGGACACCUUCAACCGGGCCAAGCUGCUCAACGUGGGGUUCCUGGAGGCACUCAAGGACGAUGAGGAGUAUGACUGCUUCAUCUUCAGCGAUGUGGACCUCAUCCCCAUGGACGACCGCAACCUCUAUCGCUGCUAUGAGCAGCCGCGGCACUUUGCCGUUGGCAUGGACAAGUUUGGGUUCAGGGGGGUGCUGCCCUACGCCGGCUACUUCGGUGGCGUCUCUGGGCUGAGCAAGUCCCAGUUCCUGAAGAUCAAUGGCUUUCCUAACGAGUACUGGGGCUGGGGAGGAGAGGACGAUGACAUCUUUAACCGCAUCUCCCUGAAUGGCAUGAAAGUGUCGAGGCCCGACAUCCGCAUCGGGAGGUACCGCAUGAUCAAGCACGAACGCGACAAACACAAUGAGCCCAACCCGCAGAGGUGA
Molecule: messenger RNA, 942 nt
Organism: Pterocles gutturalis (yellow-throated sandgrouse)
Lineage: Eukaryota; Metazoa; Chordata; Aves; Pterocliformes; Pteroclidae
Gene: B4GALT2
Product: UDP-Gal:betaGlcNAc beta 1,4- galactosyltransferase, polypeptide 2
Exons: 6
Coding region: 1-942 (313 amino acids)
Biological process (GO): carbohydrate metabolic process
Molecular function (GO): glycosyltransferase activity
Source: RefSeq, a predicted model, not a curated record